GAGUUGACAACAUACGCCGACCUGAUCUACCAGACGAAGAGGCUGAACACACUGGAAACGCACUUCACAGUGAUCGACUCGGAGAAUCACAAGGUAUGGGAGGGCUGCUGCAUGAGCGAUCUCAAAAACCUCUCCUUCACGAUGCUCCUCGAGAAGAUACGCUAUCCUCCUGCAAAGCGGCACUGGCCGCCGGAGCCUCGAUAA
Molecule: messenger RNA, 204 nt
Organism: Symbiodinium sp. CCMP2456
Lineage: Eukaryota; Dinophyceae; Suessiales; Symbiodiniaceae
Source: the annotation of a GenBank genome assembly